AUGUCACAAGACUGGCACACUAUCCCUAAUGUGCGCGACUCGACGCCGUGGUACCGCGACAAUGGUCGGAUCAAGCUCAACUUCUUCAUCAGCAUCAUCUACGUCGGCAUGGUGCUGAACGGCUACGACGGUAUGCUGAUUGCCGGCCUCCAAGCAUUUGACUCUUGGCACAAUGACAUUGGCCUCACCGAGGACCGCCCCAAUUAUGCCGCGCUCCUUGGCCUGCUCAACGCGGCUGGUCCUCUAUCGGCGUUCAUCGUCGGACCCGUGAUCACGUACAUUGACCACCAGUGGGGUCGUCGCUGGGGUCUGCGAUUCUACGGCUACACAGUCCUCCUCGGCACGAUCCUCUCGUGUGUCGCUGGCAUCCCGAGCUUGGCCGGUAACAGGGGCUACACCGUCUUCGUCGUCGGACGCUUCGUCAUGGGCUUUGGCCUGGGCUCGUUCCUCAUGACCUCGCUCAUCCUCGUUCAGGAGAUUACGCACCCACGCUCGCGCGAUCUCAUUGCGGGCGCAUGGAACUCGUUCUGGAUUCUCGGCAGCGUGAUCAUUUCCUGGGUCAACUUUGGUACAUCGCAUAUGACGUCGUCGUGGGGCUGGCGUAUCCCGUACCUCCUCCAAAUCCCGAUGGCGCUCUACAUCCUCAUCGCGGUUCAGUUUGUGCCCGAGACGCCCCGCUUCCUCAUCAGCAAGGACCGCUACGAGGAGGCGUUCAACUUCCUCGUCGACUUCCACGGCAACGGUGACCGCGAGGACCCACUCGUCGUCUUCGAGUUUGAGGAGAUGAAGGAGGCGAUCGAAAAGGAGCGCCUUGCCAAGGCCGAGAAAUGGAGCGUCAUUCUUCGCGGCCGUACGAACCGCCACCGUCUUGGUCUUGCUGCGCUCAUGACGUUCCUUGUCCAGAUGAGCGGCGCCUCCAUCAUGUACUACUACUACACGAUCGUCUUCAGCCUCGUCGGCAUCACGGACGCGUCAGUGCAGACGGGUAUCGCCGCCGGCCUCUCGAUGUUUACGUGGUGCACCCAGAUCGCCGGCGUGUGGUCGAUGAAGCACAUCGGCCGCAAGAGAAUCAUCCUCGGUGUCUGGCCCGUGCUCCUCCUCUCGCUCAUUGGCCUGUGCGUCGCCGGUGGCAUGUUCUCGCGCUCAAACUCGGCGGACACCAAGAGCGGCGUCGCAACCGUUGUCCUCGUGUGGAUCUACCUCGGCACGUACAACUACGCCAACCCGGUCCUCUGGAGCUACCCGGCCGAGGUCCAGACAUUCUCGAUGCGCUCCAAGGGCCUCCUCGUGUGGAACUGCUUCACCCAGAUCCAGGCCAUCUACUGCGUGUUUGUCGACUCGAUCGCCCUCAACUCGAUCGGCUACAAGUACUACGCGGUCUACAUGCCGCUCGUCAUCAUCCAGUUCUUCCUCGUCAAGUUCUUCAUGGUUGAGACGCGCGGCUACACGCUCGAGGAGGUUGCGCUUGCCUUUGAUAACGCGAGCUUUGCCAGCCUCCCCAUCGUGGACCACGCCGGCGACAUGGCCAAGACCGACGACGCCUCCAAGAACUGA
This is a messenger RNA of Cutaneotrichosporon cavernicola, 1554 nucleotides long. RefSeq lists its product as uncharacterized. The record is from RefSeq and is a predicted model, not a curated record. Gene Ontology annotation, biological process: carbohydrate transport; transmembrane transport. NCBI's taxonomy places the organism in Eukaryota, Fungi, Basidiomycota, Tremellomycetes, Trichosporonales, Trichosporonaceae. The transcript has 4 exons. Gene Ontology annotation, molecular function: carbohydrate:proton symporter activity. Gene Ontology annotation, cellular component: membrane. The coding region runs from base 1 to 1554 and encodes 517 amino acids.